Amyelois transitella is the source of this 1518-nucleotide messenger RNA. It is a transcript of the gene U2af50, whose product is annotated as splicing factor U2AF 50 kDa subunit. Gene Ontology annotation, molecular function: pre-mRNA 3'-splice site binding; poly-pyrimidine tract binding. Gene Ontology annotation, biological process: mRNA processing. Gene Ontology annotation, cellular component: nucleus; nuclear speck; U2-type prespliceosome. The record is from RefSeq and is a predicted model, not a curated record. Lineage: Eukaryota; Metazoa; Arthropoda; Insecta; Lepidoptera; Pyralidae. The coding region runs from base 130 to 1383 and encodes 417 amino acids. The transcript is spliced from 8 exons.
AACAACAUCAACCCACAGACAAGCCUAGAAAAAGAAGACCAGUGCACCGUCGCCAUUUUGCGUGUGGUAUUUUGCUUGCUUUGGUGCACGUACAUAUCGAUUGAUUUUAUUCUUUAGAAAACGCGCACGAUGGGAGAAGAUAAAGAUCGCCGUCGCAGAUCCCGAUCAAGAGAAAGGCGACGUUCCAGGUCACGCUCACGAGAGCGCAGGGAAAAGAGAAAAAGCCGAUCGAGGUCGCCUUCCAAGCGUUCUCGCAGGCGCAAGCCUUCUCUAUACUGGGAUGUCCCACCACCAGGCUUCGAACACAUUACUCCAUUACAGUAUAAAGCUAUGCAAGCUGCGGGACAAAUACCGGCAAAUAUUGUAGCCGACACACCUCAGGCCGCAGUGCCUGUUGUUGGGUCCACGAUAACGCGACAAGCAAGAAGAUUGUAUGUUGGUAACAUACCAUUUGGUGUAACUGAAGAGGAAACUAUGGAAUUUUUCAAUCAACAGAUGCAUCUUUCUGGUUUGGCACAAGCUGCAGGCAAUCCUGUGUUAGCUUGCCAGAUUAAUCUUGACAAAAACUUUGCUUUUCUUGAGUUCAGAUCUAUUGAUGAAACAACACAGGCUAUGGCUUUUGAUGGAAUUAACUUUAAAGGACAAAGUUUAAAAAUUCGUCGACCUCAUGAUUAUCAGCCCAUGCCUGGUACUGAGAAUCCAUCUAUUAAUGUGCCAGCUGGGGUCAUAAGCACUGUUGUACCAGACUCCCCACAUAAAAUAUUUAUAGGUGGUCUUCCCAACUACCUCAACGAGGAUCAAGUAAAAGAACUGCUGAUGUCAUUUGGUCAACUCCGAGCUUUCAAUUUGGUGAAGGACUCUUCGACUGGGCUCAGCAAAGGUUAUGCCUUUGCUGAAUAUGUUGACAUCUCAAUGACUGACCAGGCUAUUGCUGGUUUGAAUGGAAUGCAGCUGGGAGACAAAAAACUGAUUGUCCAGAGAGCCAGUAUUGGCGCAAAGAACUCAACAUUAGCAAUGACGGGCGCGGCCCCGGUUCAGCUACAAGUGGCGGGCCUGACGCUGGCGGGCGCCGGGCCGGCCACGGAGGUGCUGUGUCUCCUCAACAUGGUGACCCCAGACGAGCUGCGCGACGAGGAGGAGUAUGAGGAUAUCUUGGAAGACAUCAAAGAGGAAUGUAACAAAUAUGGCUGUGUGAGGAGUAUAGAAAUUCCGAGGCCCAUUGAAGGCGUGGAAGUACCUGGCUGUGGAAAGGUGUUUGUUGAGUUCAACAGUAUUGCGGACUGUCAGAAAGCGCAGCAAACCCUCACUGGACGAAAAUUCAGCAACCGAGUCGUGGUCACCUCAUACUUCGAUCCUGACAAGUAUCAUCGCAGGGAAUUCUAAACUAAGCUAUUUUAGAAUUUUGUUUAUAACUGAUUCAAAACUCCAGAAAAAAGUGUGACAUUUUAUAGAUGAAUUUCUGUUAUCUAUGCUAUCUCGAUUAAAUUAACUACUAAAAUAAACAAGUAUAAUUUAUAA